UGCCCGCAUUGCGGGCUUGUUGUGGGUGUGGCUGGUAAUUCGAUAAAGAAGAUAACAAUGAAGGAGCUAUUUCUCAUUUAUUCGUUAUAUCUCUCGCUUCUAGCUACAAUAGCUAUCGGUACCGAUGUAGCCCCCAGUAGUGAUACAAUGGAGUCUUCAGAGUCAAUUAUCAUGCUUUCUCCAUCACCUACAUCAACAGUGACACCCUCUCCCUCUUCAACCCCCUCUUGGCUCGAUGAGCACCUUAGUCUAGUAAUAGGAGUACCAACUGGGAUUGGACUAUGCAUAUUAAUGUUCUUGGGGUGUCUCAUUUACUGUGGAAUAUCAGCAGCAGUACAUGCAUGGAAGGAGAGGAGGGCCGCACAGGGUGAUAGUUCGUACCACGGUUCUGGAGGUGGUACCAGAUUCACUGGUGUCGCCGCUACUCCUCAUGCCUCCUCUGCUUAUAACUCAUCAGUAGCUUAUAAUACUUCGUCAGCUUUUGAACCAAGUGAUGACACACUGCCAAGAAGAAAGAAAGGCUCCCAUGGAAAUCAUGUUGAUGAUGAUCCAAGCAGUUUAGCAGUUGAUCCAACUGAGGAUGUUUCUGGCGUUUAAUUCCUUGACCAUUUCUUCCUCCAGCUGCAUAAUUAUACACACGUGACAUGCAUAUUAACAUCCCUCCUUCAUAAUUGCUUCACACUCUAAUCAACAUAUUAAUUGUGAUAAUAAUGAUAUGAGAAUAAUAAUAAUAAUAAUAAUAGUACUACAAUCAUUAUGAUGAUGUCUCAAUUGUUUUUAGUUUUUUUUUCUGUCAUUUUUAUGGUUCUUUAAUCCAUUACUUUUAUUUUAAUAUUA
Molecule: messenger RNA, 837 nt
Organism: Amphimedon queenslandica
Lineage: Eukaryota; Metazoa; Porifera; Demospongiae; Haplosclerida; Niphatidae
Exons: 4
Coding region: 58-597 (179 amino acids)
Source: RefSeq, a predicted model, not a curated record